This is a messenger RNA of Amphibalanus amphitrite, 1393 nucleotides long. Its product is annotated as chromatin modification-related protein MEAF6-like. The transcript has 5 exons. The coding region runs from base 280 to 750 and encodes 156 amino acids. Gene Ontology annotation, cellular component: NuA4 histone acetyltransferase complex. The record is from RefSeq and is a predicted model, not a curated record. NCBI's taxonomy places the organism in Eukaryota, Metazoa, Arthropoda, Thecostraca, Balanomorpha, Balanidae.
GCACUAUCAGACCUGCAAAAAGAUAAGCACGUUACACAAACCUUUUAUGGCAUUUAUUGCAUUGACUUUUAUUUUGAAUAAUUCCACAGUUCUUUAUGCACCGUGAAUCAAGGUGAUCCCGUGAAUUCCACUUGACAGUUGACACAUCGAUAGCUCAAUGUUGCUGUGUGCUUUCUAUUUUUGAUUAUUUUUAUAAUUGUUGUCUUGUAUGGGCUGCCUGCUGGCAAGAACAAGAACAAGAAGCCCUAAGUAAAAUUGUUCCUUCAACUUACAGCCAGCAUGUCUUCAAGGGGCGGAUCGGAUCCCAGAGCGGAGCUGGCGGAACUGGUGAAGAAAAGAGCCGACAUAUCGGAGACGCUGGCGAACCUGGAGCGUCAGAUCUACCUGUUCGAGGGUAGCUACCUGGAGGACACCCAGCAGUACGGCAACAUCAUCCGCGGCUGGGACCGCUACCUCUCCGUCAACAAGAACAGCACCAGCAAACAGGACAAGCGCAGCAGGAAGUUCAAGGACGCCGAGCGACUCUUCUCCAAGUCGUCAAUCACAUCGAUAGCGGCGGUGAACGGCAGCAUGGAACACAAUCACCACUCCUACCGCGGCACCGAUACAGACUCCCAGGGCGCCCACAGCGGAUCUGAGGAGGUGAACGGCUCCGUAGACGGCGUCAGCGACCUCAGCGAGCGAGACCUCUUCCGCGCCAAAAAGAACCGGCUCAAGAAGGUGUCGAAAAAGGUGCCGCGCCACCGCUGAGCUCGGCAUCUGUGGAUGGGUGCUGUGGGUGGGUGGAGUGUGACCCGCGCCGAGGAGGGUGGACGGUGGGUGUCCACCAGCGCUGCUACAGCUGACAGCGGCUAUGGAGACUGGUUUCAAUCAGCCGAGGAGGGUUGGAGGUGGACUGUGGAUGCCACCAGUGCUGCUACCGCUGAGAGCGGCGACACAUGGAGAUUGGCUAAUCAUGUCAUGGGCGGCCGCAGGUGGGCGCCCUCUAGCGCUACGCUAUGGCUCGGAGCGGUAAUGGGCCAAGACUGGUUAAGACGCCACGGACAACUUCCCGCUCGUUAUGACCAACUGGACGAUGCCCAGCAGCGUGUUGAGCUCUGUCAUGAGACUGAUGUACCUGGUGCUGGUGAUUGACCAGCGCCGAGCGGACGUGCUUAUUCUCAAACAUUCAUCGCUGGCGUGGGUGUGUACUGCGUAUAGCCAGCGGUAUUCAAUAAUGCCGAGCACAGUCGUACGAGGAAAGUGCGGCUGUGCAGAAUGACUUGUACUGUUUCCUAGGUUUACAGCUGUAACCGAAUCGAUGGUGACCUGCUCAGCAUUCGUGUGUAGUGUUUCAACUGUGUAACCCCGUGUACCUGUGUUCCUCUAUGAAAUGCACCGAACGUCAUUCAUG